Molecule: messenger RNA, 954 nt
Organism: Lactuca virosa
Lineage: Eukaryota; Viridiplantae; Streptophyta; Magnoliopsida; Asterales; Asteraceae
Source: the annotation of a GenBank genome assembly
AUGGAAAUUCCAAAGAACCCUGUUUGCAGCAGGGCUGCUUUAUAUGCCAUCAUAGAAGAAGACCCUGCUGUCCCACAAUUUGUAUACGAGGCACUUGAACAUCGAUUAGUUGUUGCAGAAGCUGCUCAGAGGCUGAGACUUCCUUUAAUUUCAAAAGAUGGUGAGGUUCAUGAGGAAGAAAUAGAGAAAUGGAGUGGAUUUUCAAGUAAUUACAGAAACAUUAGCCCUGAAUCUGCAGUUGGUGGUGUUCCUAAUCGGUUUCUUGGAAUAACACCUGCUUAUUUAUGGCAAACUCAGUGGAUGUAUAAGGAUAAAUUAAUCAAAUUUAGGACAUAUCACAUAUGGUUUUACAUGGUUCUUCUACUAAUUUUCAGUUCACUGUUUUUUUUUUUUAAACUUAUUUAUCAUAGUGGACAUAAAGAAGACAUUCUGAACCCUAACAAAAAGGAUUUAACAAAGCUUCCUAGAAAUGUACCCUAUGUUUCUUCUGCUCUGUUCUUUACAUACAAUACGGCCCUGGGACCUCCUUAUCGAGUUUUGGUCGAUACCAACUUCAAUCUCAAAUCAAAGAUUAUCUGUCGUGUUGUUUAUACUCAGCUUUUGGCUGAACAAGAUACAUAUGAACUUUAUGCUCAAAUCACUCUAGUUCCAGAAGCAGAUCAAAGUGAUCCUACUAGUCUUGAUAAAUGCAUUGAUGACCCUUCAAAGGCAAGUAUCCACUCUUUCUGCAAAGUCUUAACAGCUUCAGACACAAGCAUUCAUGGUGGUUUUUCAGUGCUCAGAAAACACACAAAUGAAUGCCUACCUACAUUGGACAUGUCUCAGCCUACUCCUACUCAAGAACUUGUAGCUAAAGAUCUUCAUGGGACUGAUCAACCCAAUUGGAUUCACGCUUCUGAAAAAGGCGGAGUCACUCCAUCUGUUUAUUCACGAAAGGAACCGGUGGCAAACUAA